This is a messenger RNA of Sclerotinia sclerotiorum 1980 UF-70, 2679 nucleotides long. RefSeq lists its product as hypothetical. Gene Ontology annotation, cellular component: nucleus. The record is from RefSeq and is a predicted model, not a curated record. The transcript has 2 exons. Lineage: Eukaryota; Fungi; Ascomycota; Leotiomycetes; Helotiales; Sclerotiniaceae. Gene Ontology annotation, molecular function: ATP binding; DNA binding; ATP-dependent chromatin remodeler activity. The coding region runs from base 1 to 2679 and encodes 892 amino acids.
AUGAGUUCAGAGCCUAGCAUGAGUGGCUCACAAACACCUACAUCGAAACCACGUAGCAGUGUUCCAUCUUCCCCUCCUGAGGAGUUGGGCGCUGAGGAAUUGUCCGAUUUCGACGUGAAUUUUGCCACCGAAGAAGGAAAGAAGAUAUUUGAAGAAGAGGAGAAGGCACGCAUAGCGAACUUCAAGGCCGAAGAACGAAGACGAAAGGCAAUUGCGAGGAAGAGAACAGAGCACAAUGAAUCGAAGGCGGAACGGGAGGCCAAAGCUAGACAACUAGAUGAACUGCUAAGCAAGAGCGCCGCAUUUGGGGAAGUGCUGGUAGGGAAGACAAGGGUCUUGGGACGUGUUGGGAGUGGGAUGGAUGGGAAAGCAUUGGGGGAACAUGAUUUAACAAUGGCAGAACAACCUAAGUGUAUGGUUGGUGGAACGAUGCGAGAAUACCAAUUAGAGGGUUUGACGUGGAUGUACGAAAUUUGCAUACAAGGAAUGUCUGGGAUCUUGGCAGAUGAGAUGGGCUUAGGAAAGACAAUUCAAACGAUUUCGCUUAUUGCAUUGCUGAGAGAGAAGGAAAGUUAUCUGGGUCCGCAUCUAAUUGUUGCACCGCUGAGUACACUUUCGAACUGGAUUGAGGAAUUCCAGAAAUGGACCCCUAGUGUACCGGUUCUGUUAUAUCAUGGUACGCCACCUCAACGAAAGGAACUUUUUCGCACGCAGAUGAUGAGGCAUAUUAAGGGUGGUCGUCCUGAUGAAAAUUUCCCUGUUGUCUGUACAAGUCCAGAGAUUGUUCUUCGAGAUCAUGCGGAUCUUUCGAAGAUAAAUUGGGAGUUCAUCAUCAUUGAUGAAGGCCACCGGAUGAAGAACUCCGAGUCUAAACUGUUUCAAACACUGAGGACCUUUACAUCUGCUACACGUCUUUUGAUUACGGGAACACCAUUACAAAACAAUCUGAAAGAGCUGUGGUCAUUACUGAACUUUCUUUUGCCUACAAUAUUCACACAAUGGGAAAUGUUCGAAAGUUGGUUCGACUUUAGUGAUUUACAGGAUGAGGAAGGUACCGAGGACUUCAUUGCCGAUCAAAUGAAACAAGAUCUAGUCAAAAAGAUGCACUUGAUUCUUCAGCCAUUAUUGUUGCGACGAGUAAAGGCUGAUGUCGAGCAUAUGCUUCCGAAAAAGCGGGAAUAUGUCCUUUAUGCACCGAUGACAAAGGAGCAGAUGGAAUUGUACAAUAAGAUUGGAGAUAAGACUGCUGACCUGCGGAAGUAUCUGGAGGAAAAAGUAGUGGAAAGAUUGACAGGGGGAAAAGCCAUCGAGAAAGAAUCGAAGAAGUCAGUUGAAACUACAGUCAAAGAUGAAACAAAUCUGGAAGGCUCCGAUAGCGAAGACGAGAAACCACUGGCGCAUCGAAUCAAAAACAAAAAUGCCGCUUCGGAACCUACUCCAAUAAUAAAGAAUGCAUUCCAACAAAUGAUGCCGAAGAGGAAGCCCGGCAGACCGCCUAAGAAUAAAGAUGGUGCUCUGUUACAUGCGCCAGUAGAAAAGGGAAAGCCAGGCAGGAAGCGCAAGUUAAUUGAGGAUUCGCUUCCAUUACCAAUUAGUAAGUCCGCAAAGUGUAGCCGGACUGCAUCACCAGCUGUUAGUGUUCGCAGCAGAGAUUCGCGGGGAAGAAAAGUCUACGAAGAAGCCGAUGCAUCUGAGGAGGAUAAGUUGAGUGAUGAUGAAUUCGAGACAAAACUUGCAGCAGAGUAUGCUAAAAAGGAGGAGGCCGAAAUCAAGAACAAGAACGGGAAUGAAGACGAAACGGCGAAAAUCCUUGAACUUGCAAGAAAGGAGAUUUCUAGUAAAAAGUUGGGAAAUCCUGUUAUGCAGAUGAGAUUGGUUUGCAAUUCUCCUCUAAAUUUUUAUAACCCCUGGUCGGCAGGUUCUGUUAUUCCACUGAACGAGACUCUGGUGACUUCGUCUGGGAAAAUGUUACUUCUCGAUCGACUUCUCCCCUCACUCUUUUCUCGUGGUCACAAGGUUCUCAUUUUCUCACAGUUCAAAACUCAACUCGAUAUCCUCGAAGACUACGCACGUGAAUUGCGAGGCUGGAAAGUAUGUCGAAUCGAUGGAAGCGUUGCGCAAGACUUUCGUCGCCAACAAAUCAAAGAGUUCAACGAGGACCCAGAUUUCAAACUAUUUCUUCUUUCAACCAGAGCCGGGGGACAAGGUAUCAAUCUGGCAAGUGCUGAUACAGUGAUCCUAUUUGAUAGUGAUUGGAACCCACAACAAGAUCUCCAAGCUCAGGAUCGUGCCCACCGUAUCGGCCAAACCAAACCUGUUGUCGUAUUUCGUCUCGCUACCAAGGGCACUGUUGAAGAAAGUUUGCUCAUGAGUGCCGAUGCAAAACGUAGAUUAGAGAAAUUGGUUAUCAAAAAAGGAGGCUUUAAAACAAUGGGACAAAAAAUGGAUACGAAAGAAGGAAUGAGUGCGGAUGCAUUGAGAGCGUUAUUAUUAAAAGAUGGCGAGGUAUACAUGUGCAAAGAAGGCGACGAGAUUCUGACGGAGGAGGAUUUAGAUACAUUGUGCGAUAGAAGUGAUGGGGCUUAUGAAAGAGCGGAGAAGGGUCUGGGAAAUAAGGAUGCCUUUAAGAUCGUGGAGACAAAAGCAAGCGGGUUAAUGACUGGCAUGGAUGAAAAAUAG